Molecule: messenger RNA, 6900 nt
Organism: Stegostoma tigrinum
Lineage: Eukaryota; Metazoa; Chordata; Chondrichthyes; Orectolobiformes; Stegostomatidae
Gene: amot
Product: angiomotin
Exons: 13
Coding region: 576-3149 (857 amino acids)
Biological process (GO): regulation of cell migration; hippo signaling; establishment of cell polarity involved in ameboidal cell migration
Cellular component (GO): plasma membrane; lamellipodium; cytoplasmic vesicle
Molecular function (GO): signaling receptor activity; protein binding
Source: RefSeq, a predicted model, not a curated record
AGGAUAAGAGCUAGAAAGAAGUAUGAUUUGCCUUGUGAGGAUUCUUGAAGAGUUUCAUGCCUGGCUUCAUUUAUAGACCGGACAGAAACGCCAACUUGAGUUUCUACGCGGGGCGAGGAAAUAAGGUACUGGACUGUUGUAUUUGCAGUUGUUACGUGCAACGUUCCGUCUUGUUCAAGAAGAAAACAAAGUGGUGGAAAGGGGGCGGCGGGGAAUUACAUUGUAGCCAAAUUCAAAGAAACAGCCGGCAACGUGCCUGGCAGCAUAUGUCUCUACGUGGCGAUGUGGGAGGAAUGAUCGCAAAAUCCCAGCCCGAUCAUUUGUAAGAUUGAGAAAGCUCCGAAGUCGAGUCACUGGGUGUGAACAAUCUUGGUGAUCGGUGGUCUAUCUUGCAAGGAGCAAAGUGUUUGUUUGAACAAGAUGCUGUUUACUUGGAAGAACACAGCCAGUUACUGCACCGGCAUGAGCUCUCCACAAUAGCUGAGGAGGAUAUUGAAAAGAUUGAAAGAGAAACAGGAAAGGCUCAUUUUGAUGUCCAAUAUCUGCAAGACAUUCACGGAACACACGGGCUUGAAAUGAGAAAUUCAGAAGAAGGAGCAAGUGGGACAGUUCUACAGCGUUUGUUGCAAGAGCAGCUCAGAUAUGGAAACCCCAAUGAGAAUCGAAACCUCCUUGCCUUGCACCAGCAAGCCACAGUAAAUGUCAUUGCCUACAAUAGUAAUGGGUCUGUAGUACCGUCAAAUGAUGGUCUGACACAAGAUGAGCGUCAAGUGGUCCCACAUUCUGCACGACAGGAACCCCAGGGCCAGGAGCUGCAAGUUGACAAUAGUGCCAUGGAGAAACAGCUGCAGACCAGAGCAGCACAAGCACAGAAUAAUGAGGAACUGCCAACUUAUGAAGAAGCGAAGGUCCAGUCACAGUUUUUCAGAGGGCAGCAACAUACAGCAGCAGGAACUGCUUUCUUUGUUACUGGAAUAAAUAACCAGAAGAUGAGAACUGAAGGGCAGUCCACUGUCCAGAGGCUGGGCGCUGGAAAGGUUCACCAAGAUGAUGGACUUAAAGACUUGAAACAAGGUCAUGUUCGUUCUCUCAGUGAACGGCUUAUGCAGCUCUCCUUAGCUACAAGUGGUGUAAAAGCACAAUCUUCAGUUGCAAGUAGUGUAAUUUCGUCCCAACAGGCGAAUGAAUUCUACACACAUGCUGGGCAUGUUUUGUCUCAGACGUCCAUAAAGGGUAUAGACCCUAGGGGGCCUCCACCUGAAUACCCUUACAAAAAUAUGUUGACUUUACCUGUUACUUCCAAGGCUCAGGACUAUGGCAGUUUUUACAGUGACUUUAGACUGGGGGUGACAACAGAGGGUUUAAAGCCUUCCUCAAACUCUCAACAACAGAUUAAGCCAGACGCUCCUGUUAUGAGAUAUCAACCGCCGCCUGAGUAUGGGGCUGUCAGGCAAACUCAAGAGGGGUCAACACAUCAGCAGUUGCAGUUACAGCAGCGAAACUAUCAACACAGCCCAUCAUCAUCUCAGACAUCAAUGGGAUCUACGUCGGUGAUGCAGCCACCACCCUCACCGAAUCUGUUGGCUACUCAACACCAACAGAACCCCCUUGCAGGCCACUUGAAUCAGCAGUUCCAGGGUGACCCACUAGCCAUUGUCUUGCGAGCUCAGCAAAUGGUAGAAAUCUUAUCUGAGGAAAACCGUGCUCUUCGACAGGAGUUGGAGGGAUACUAUGACAAAGUAGCUAAAUUACAGAAGCUGGAGAUGGAAAUUGAGAGGGUUUCAGAAGCUUAUGAAAACCUGGUGAAAUCUUCUUCCAAGAAGGAAACCUUGGAAAAAGCCAUGCGGAACAAGUUGGAAGGUGAAAUCCGCAGACUUUAUGACUUCAACCGAGAUCUAAGAGAUCGACUGGAAACUGCCAACAAACAGCUUGCUGUUAAAGAAUGUGAAGGUUCUGAAGACAGCCGAAAAACUAUUGCUCAGCUCAUUGGGCAAAAUAAAGAAAAUUUAAGAGAGAAGGAGAAGCUGGAAAUGGAGCUCUCUGCUCUCCGUUCUACCAAUGAGGAUCAGAGAAGACACAUUGAAAUCCGGGAUCAAGCUUUGAACAAUACACAAGGGAAAGUGGUCAAAUUGGAGGAGGAGUUGAAGAGGAAGCAGGUGUAUGUGGACAAAGUAGAAAGAAUGCAACAAGCUCUGAUCCAGCUGCAGGCAGCAUGUGAGAAACGGGAGCAGCUUGAACAUCGGCUACGAACCCGACUUGAAAGGGAAUUGGAAUCCCUUCGGAUGCAGCAGCGUCAGGGUACCUCCCAGAGCCCCACUGUCCCUGAGUGUAGUGCCACUUCCUUAAUGGAACUGCUGCGUGAGAAGGAAGAGCGCAUCCUGGCUUUGGAGGCUGACAUGACAAAGUGGGAACAGAAGUAUCUUGAAGAAAGUGUGAUGCGCCAGUUUGCACUGGAUGCUGCAGCUACAGUGGCAGCUCAAAGGGAUACCACAGUUCUCGGCCAUUCUCCAAAUGGUAGCUACGAAACAUCCUUGGAAGCUCGGAUCCAGAAGGAAGAAGAGGAAAUUCUGAUGGCCAAUAGGAGGUGCCUCGACAUGGAAAGCAGGAUUAAGAAUCUCCAUGCUCAAAUUAUUGAGAAAGAUGCUAUGAUCAAAGUUCUCCAACAGAGAUCACGGAGAGAACAAGUCAAAACGGAACAACCAGCUGCUUUAAGACCAUCAAAGUCCCUUGUUUCAAUUUCUAAUGCUACAUCUGGACUUUUGUCUUAUCCCACAUUGCUGUCCAGUAAUCCAAUCAUUGAGGAGAAGAAGGAAGACAAGAGCUGGAAAGGCAGUUUGGGUUUUCUGCUCAGCACAGAUAGGAAUGAAUCUCAUUCUGCCUCCUCUUCACCGGUUCUACCCUCCACACCACUUCUUUCAGCGCAUUCUAAAACAGGAAGCCGGGAUAGCAGCACCCAGACAGAAAGAGGUCCUGAGCAUAACAAAUUGGGCACUGCCUCACCAUCACAAGGAAAGCCAGGCAGUACUAGCCCUGCAAGCAUGGAAAAAACAGACAAUUCUCUUCUAACCAGUACACUCGACAGGAAAGCUCCCCCUUCUCCAUUUGGGCAAGACCUUGCUGAUAAUGAGAUGGUAGAAAUCCUGAUUUAAACUUUUUUCACCAAGGACACAGUAAGCAGGCAAUAAAGGGUGUUGAAAAUACAGAAUCUAAUCAUGUUGAGGUUUGUUGUGAAAAAAAUGCAAAAUGGAUCUCAUUUAUUCUAGCUGAAGCGUGUAUGAAGCUGAAGUACUUCAGGAAGCCACAAAAAUGGACUAAGGAUAUGUAUGCUUUCUACUCACAUUCUUUGAAGCAAUGUUCAUGGAAAGAUAAUGUAUCCAACCAGACCUUCAUAGAACUGUAACAGUACAAACUGUUUCAAGAAGUAUCUGCACUGCCUUAAACAAAACAUUCCAGCUCAAAUUAUUACAUUAACCAUUUAACAAUGGAUGUAUUAUAUACUCAAAACAGAACAGUUUCAUGAUAAGACCACAGGCUGUUAUGUAUUGAAGAGCCACUCUUUGACCAAUAACUUUGUACAAAAGAGAGACAAAUAGCCUUUGAGGUGGGAGCCAGAGUUGUACUGAAUCUCCAACCUCAAUAAAUCUUGGUGGGUUUCCUCUUGUUUUUGUUCAGGAUUACAAAAAAAAACUGGAACAUAUCAUUUCAGACACUCUGGAUUAUAUAUGAAAUUGUUCGUUACUGAUUAGAGUUAAAUCUUCUUUUAUGGCUCGCUAAGUACAGAGACUUUCUUAAAUGAUCACUAACAUCUGUCCUAGUCCUAAGCUUAACAAAUUCAGACUUCCCCUCCAAUUUUCUGACUGGAGUCACUGUCUCACACCAAUGAAUGGUCUGUGGCACUGAUAAUAUUCUUCUAACAUCUUGUCAAAGUUUACCCUCUUGAAUAAUGAGCCAAAACUGUGUUGGAAGAUAACUCAACAGUUAGGACCUCACAGCUGAGCUGUUCUGUAUCUGGCAUCGAGGCAUAAGACAUAGGAGUGGAAGUAAGGCCAUUUGGCCCAUCAAGUCCACUCUGCCAUUUAAAUCAUGGCUGAUGGGCAACUCCACUUCCCUGCACUCUCCCAGUAGCCCUUGAUUCCUUGUGAGAUCAAGAAUUUGUCGAUCUCUGCCUUGAAGGCAUCUAACAUCCCAUGAGCACUUUCUAUACAUGAGUUAUUGGGUAAUAUUCAAAAAUAUUUCUCCUAGCUGAUACUUGUUAUAGAGCAGGAAAAAAAUGAUGACUCAGACUAAUUGCAAAGCUCCCUGAUUUCCUUUCUGUUGCUUUCAUGAAUAUGAUUAACAUGCUGUCUGAAGUCAGCUAAUUCUGGUUUCCACCGGUUUCAGAAGCCUUUUACACCAUCUGAAAUAUAUUCCAUACAUAGUUGAUAUAGACCAGUUUCAGUAUUGACAACUGAUGGGGUUAAAAUGUGUAUAGAUCCAGGUUAUGUGAUCGUCCUCUCGUCCCCAUCAAAAAAAGGAAAAGAUGUCUGUUCAGAAUGCCAUUAUACUUUAGCAAUUUGCUUUUUAAAUAUGUAUUCGUGGGAUAGAAGCAUGUGACAUUGCAGCAUACCUUGACAAACAAAUUUCAGAUCCAUAUUGCCAGGCUAAACUGGUACUGUUAUAACAAAAUUUUGACAUCCUGAAAAUUUUGCUUUAAUGUAUUGUGUAGCUUCAGGCAGAUUGUGUUCAUGUACAUUUCAGUCUAUUGGUUACAAUGUGCUUGUUUUAAAUGCACCACACGUUGUUUUACUCCUAUGCAAGUUCUCCAAUAUCUGUAAUAAGCCAAUUUAGUCUCAAAUCUGAGGAAUUUAGCAUAUGCAGUAUAUUAUUGGUGUACGCUUAGUAGACAAGAUGUUCGCCUCUUUUCCACAGAUAUUGCCAGAACAUAAGGAAGCCUUACCUUUAUUUAAUCAAAUUGCAUUAAAAUCUUUUAUAAUUUGUAGGGGACACUACGAUAAUUUAAGAAUUUGGGGACAAAAGAAUAACAGCAUAGUGUGCAGUCUUGUAAACAGUUUUAUUGAGAAUGCUGCAACCAGUAUGCCUCAAACAAAACUGUACUUGGGUCAGAAACUGUCACUGCCUUUGUCACUGCUGCCAUGAGUGUUGGACUUGUACCAGAGUACUUCAUACUGGUGUUGUUUGACUCCUGUUGCUUUGGGAAAGGACAAAAAUAGUAAUUAUGAUACUUGGUAUUUUUCAGAGUUUAACUGGACAUAUGAUGGAUAAUAAUGUUCCACUAAAAUGUUGCAAUGACAGUGUUCCAGAUUACAUUUAUGUUCUCCCUCCUGUUCCAGUUAUUUCUUGGCUUCUUUUAUUCAGUGCCAUUUCGCUAGGUGAAAAAGUAAAUAGGAAUCCUGAGCCCAGUUCUCUUAAGUGCUGAUUCAGAGCUGGCUUGAAGCAGUGGGGCCAGGAGUUUGGAAGGUGGGAGUAGGGUAGAGAGAGGACUUAAUUAUCUGCUUAUUUCAUGUAUAAAUGUGGACCACUUCUGAUGGCCAAUAUUGUUGAUAGAAUAGCCAUGAUCGUGAUAAGUGAUUAGUGGUUUCUUUUUAUGUAAAAAAUGCAAUUGAUUAGUUUUACUAAUCAUUUCCCAGCCAAGAUUUUUCUUAAUUUCAAUCAUUUUGAAUAUAUUUCUGUUCAUAAUCAUCUGUGCAAGAAAUAUUUAUACCUAAUGUAGAUUUAUCUAAUUUAUAUUACAGUUGUGACUUGAUAUCUUUUAGUACACAGAUUAGUGACUGGUUCAAUAGUAAUGUUAUGCCUGGAAUAGAACAGAAAUGCUGCUAUAUAACAGAUGUAUCUCUUAAAUACCAUAAUCCCACAAAUACACAAGCCCUGUUAAAAGACCAUAGAAUAAUACAUAUCUAGAAGAGUGUUACAGUUACAAAGCAGAAGUGUCUGAGUCUUGAUUAAUGUUGAGCAUUAAGUCUAGACUACAUUAAGAGGAUUGCAAUAGAAAUUCCUCAUACAGUGUGCUAUAGGGUGUUGAUCAGUUGUGGUUGAUCCAAUGUAUAUUUGUACCCAAUUUUUCUUUUUACUGAUUUCAAGUUGAUGGAAAUUGCUAUACUGACUGACCCAGUGAGAUGUAUGAUGUCUAUUUUGCUAUUAAAGUGGUGUCCUCUUAUUGCAAACCAAUUUGUCGGAAAAGAUAUGUUCAGGAAUGGUUGACUAUAUGAAAAGCUCAGCUGUAAGCCUAUAAUUAUAAUGAGAUCAGUGAGUUGUGUGCACAAUUUAUAUGAAAUCGCAUGGCACUUGAGGCACUUCUGAACUGAUGAAACUGUUCUGUGCAAAGUAGUAAGUGAGAUGCACAGGCUGGAAUUGUAAUUGACUAAUGUCAGAAGUUGAUGGAUAAGUAGGAGUUACUAUACGUGAAAAAUAAUAGUUGUCAAGCAGAAGGUAACAAUCACUUCACCUACAUAUUAAGGCACUAAACCAUUUUUAGAGAGAAAAGGUAUAUAAUGUACAUAUAUUUAAAUGGCUCUGGCUCUAAAGCCUGUAACAUUGCACUGUACCACUCUGUCCUGCCUAUAAAAGUAUUGUUUCAUUCGAAAUGGGAAUAAUCUAGUUAAAAAUACCAAGUCAUGACUGUAUAUAGCAUUUCAAAAAUUUAAUUUUAUUCAAGUUCCAAAAUUAACCUUGUUCUAAGUAUAAAACGAGACUUUUUUUUAAAAAACCCUGGGGAUGGUAAGGAUGCCUAACUUCAAAAAUUUGGUAUGUAGGCAUUUAAUUACUCACAUCGUGCACUUAACAGUUAGAAAAUUAAUCUCAGAUAUAUGGUGCCUUUUUAAAGACAAACUUUUUUUACUUUGUUGUAUAUAAUCAAAAACUAUUGUUAGGAUGUUAAAGCUGGCUUUUUGCUCUUAAGUUAAA